Lodderomyces elongisporus is the source of this 867-nucleotide messenger RNA. RefSeq names its product Gcf1p (gene GCF1). Lineage: Eukaryota; Fungi; Ascomycota; Pichiomycetes; Serinales; Debaryomycetaceae. Bases 1 to 867 code for a protein of 288 amino acids. The record is from RefSeq and is a predicted model, not a curated record. The transcript has a single exon.
AUGUCUCUAUUAUAUCGUGGAGCAAUAACCAGUAGAUUGCUCUUGGCCUCACCCUCGAGACAAUUGACGAGACUCGUCUCAAAUCCGUUGCCCCAAUUGUCUAUUGUCCCCAGAUUAGGACUCACGCCCAAAUCAAGAGAAUAUUCAACAGCCCCUAUCGAAAAUGCCGAAUCGAAACCCAAGACUAAACGUACAACCACUAAAACUAAUGCGAAACCAAAAGCAAGUGCUAUAAAGACAAAAGCAAAGGAGAAAAAAGCGAACCCAAUCACACAAUUGAAACAGGCUAUAGCCAAGGAGAAAACCAAAUUACAAGAAUUAAAAAAGCAGUUAUUAACUAAAGAAAAAGAAGUUAAUGCAGCUAUUAAAGAACGUAAAGCUAAUGCAAAGAAAUCAGAAUUGCAACAAAAAUUGAUAAAAAAGGCUAUUAAAAAUCCUAGGAAAUGGAGUGUCAAUAAUUUCUAUUCCAGAUCCAACAACGUACUUGCGACGCUAGCACACAGCGAAGUCCAGAAGCUUUCGAAAGAAGAGUUUGCAAAAUGGAAUGAGGCAACUGAUAAAUUCAACGAGCAGUAUUUAUCACUCUUUACUUCAAAACCAGAACUGGGACCAAUAAAUGCGUUAAAUAAGUAUGUUGCCGAAAACUUUCAUUCUAUGGAUACCACUUUGCCUGUAAGUGAAAGAUUUGGUAUCUUGGUGAAAGAAUAUGCUGGUCUCAGCCAAGAUGAAAAACAAAAGUAUAAGAUUGAUCCCGAGGAAAAGAAAAAAAUCGACUCUUUGAGGAAAGAGUGGAUCGAAAAGAGACUUAAAGAGUAUGAUGAAGCGAUUCGUUUCAAAAAGGAAUAUAAAUACGGAAUUGACGAGUAA